Messenger RNA from Oncorhynchus gorbuscha (pink salmon), 1236 nucleotides. Its product is annotated as thymidine kinase 2, mitochondrial-like. Gene Ontology annotation, cellular component: mitochondrion; cytoplasm. Gene Ontology annotation, molecular function: deoxynucleoside kinase activity; ATP binding. Lineage: Eukaryota; Metazoa; Chordata; Actinopteri; Salmoniformes; Salmonidae. Bases 255 to 1010 code for a protein of 251 amino acids. The transcript is spliced from 9 exons. Gene Ontology annotation, biological process: nucleobase-containing compound metabolic process. The record is from RefSeq and is a predicted model, not a curated record.
UUUGACACACGGAACUGGAGUGCCGAUUCACGGUCGAGCGCGGUGUGUGAUUCAGAUAAUUAUGCGAUAUUUCCUUCACAUCUAUUUGUAUUAACAAUUUGUGGAGAUCUGCCACACGACUAUAUUCCCACACUGCUGUGAGGUCAGCGCGAUUGGUGGCUAUUCCCUGCAAAAUAUUUGGUGAUGCGCGCGGUGAGCUCUGCCAGACGAGAGGCCAUAGCAACAACACACAGCUCGUCACAACUUAUCCCACAAUGCAGUCUUACUCCUCCCAAGGAAAGCUGGUGCGGAAUGGGGAGAAUAAUAAGUCAGUGAUCUGUAUAGAGGGGAAUAUUGCUAGUGGGAAGACAACAUGCCUGGAGUAUUUCAGCAAAACCAGUAACAUUGAGGUGCUGACUGAGCCAGUUUCCAAAUGGAGGAAUGUUCGAGGGCACAACCCCCUGGGGUUAAUGUACCAGGACCCGACUCGAUGGGGCAUCACUCUACAGACCUAUAUUCAGCUAACCAUGCUGGACCAACACCUCUCAACAAUAUCAGCCCCAAUGAGAAUGAUGGAAAGGUCCAUCUACAGUGCCAAGUACAUCUUUGUGGAAAAUCUUUACAGAAGUGGGAAGAUGCCCGAGGUGGACUUUGCUGUUCUUAGUGAGUGGUUUGAGUGGAUCACUCAGAACAUUGCCGUUCCUGUGGAUCUUAUCGUUUACCUCCAGUCGUCUCCACAGACCUGCCAUGAGAGGCUUAAAGAGAGAUGCAGGGAGGAGGAGAAGAUCAUUCCUUUGGAAUAUUUAGAGGCAAUCCAUCAGCUGUAUGAAGACUGGCUGAUAAAGAAGACGUCCUUCAAUGUUCCUGCUCCAGUCCUUGUGAGUGAUCAAUCUUUUUCAGGCGUGCGUUUCGGAGGACCAUGGUCAAUUAAUGAGGAACAUUGUUUAUGCGUUCUAGUGUCUCCUGUGAUAAGCGCCAGAGUGUUGGUCAUCUAUGUCAAGGAUUCCUUGUUUUUCAUUGUUGGGAAAUAGUCCAUUGUUCAAUAGAAAGGCAGGCAUGCAGGUAAGUGAUUGUUAAACACAGCUCUGUUUUUGUGUCACGUUACUAUAAUCUGUAAAGGCAGUUUCACAACAUUUAAUAAUAUAUAUAUAUAUACACUGAGUAUACAAAACCGGAUGAAAGUUAUGAUCUCUUAUUGAUAUCACUUGGUAAAUCCACUUCAAUCAGUGUAUAUGAAGGGGAGGAGAAAGGUUAACG